Molecule: messenger RNA, 1696 nt
Organism: Solanum dulcamara
Lineage: Eukaryota; Viridiplantae; Streptophyta; Magnoliopsida; Solanales; Solanaceae
Product: UDP-galactose/UDP-glucose transporter 5B
Exons: 12
Coding region: 211-1230 (339 amino acids)
Biological process (GO): transmembrane transport
Cellular component (GO): endoplasmic reticulum membrane; Golgi membrane
Molecular function (GO): 3'-phosphoadenosine 5'-phosphosulfate transmembrane transporter activity
Source: RefSeq, a predicted model, not a curated record
UUAUAGAAAAUGGAAAACGAGAAGAGGAAAGCGUAAAAUAGCCGGCGAUUGCCCUGACAUCUUCAUAUUCUCUUCCAGCUUCCAAGUUCUGAAAAUACUCUGUUUCUCCCUCCUAAUCGGAGUUGAUUUUCCGGCGAACACAGCUUUGAACUCCGGCGAAACUUUAUUGAAGAGCUGGUGGCGGCGGAGGCGGAGGCGAUUGGAUGGGAUAUGGCGGAGCCACCGUCGUUGCCGUUGAAGGAGAACAAGAUAGCCAAAGGAACUUUUGCGGUGGUUGGAAUCAUGUCUACUCUCGUCAUUUAUGGCAUCUUACAGGAAAAGAUCAUGAGAGUUCCCUAUGGACCGAACAAAGAAUUCUUUUCAUACUCAUUGUUUCUUGUCUUUUGCAAUCGGAUUACCACCUCUGCUGUCUCUGCCGGAGGUUUACUGGCAAGUAAGAAGGCCUUGGACCCAGUAGCUCCACUCUAUAAAUAUGGUGUUGUUUCUGUUUCUAACAUCCUUACAACUACUUGUCAGUAUGAGGCUCUCAAGUACGUUAGCUUUCCUGUUCAAACCCUGGCAAAAUGUGCCAAGAUGAUACCUGUGAUGAUCUGGGGUGCUAUCAUUAUGCAAAAGAAGUACCAAGGACAGGACUAUAUUUUGGCAUUCCUAGUAACCCUGGGUUGUUCAUUAUUUAUUCUGUAUCAGGCUGCAGGUGACAUCAGUCCCUUCAAUAGAGGAAGGGAAAGCACAGUCUGGGGAGUUUCUCUGAUGAUAGGCUAUCUUGGGUUUGAUGGCUUCACGAGUACUUUCCAGGAUAAACUUUUUAAAGGCUAUGAUAUGGAAAUACACAAUCAAAUAUUCUAUACAACAGUCUGUUCGUGUCUUCUUAGUUUCAUCGGUCUAAUUUUGCAAGGCAAUCUUCUCAUGGCAAUAGAUUUUGUAUCUCGCCAUCAUGAUUGUUUCUUUGAUAUUGCUCUGCUUUCAACUGUAGCAACUGCAAGUCAAUUUUUUAUUUCUUACACAAUCCGCACAUUUGGUGCUCUAACUUUUGCAACCAUAAUGACCACAAGACAGCUGGUGAGCAUUUUGCUGUCAUGCUUGUGGUUUGGCCAUCCUUUGAGCUGGGAGCAAUGCAUCGGAGCUGUUAUCGUCUUUGGAUCCCUUUAUGCAAGAAGCUUCUUGAAGACAAAACAGAAGGUGGUUCCAUCAUUGGAGAUGGCUGAAACUAAAGCCUCAGGUCCUUCAUAAGGAAAAAUUUAUCACAAAAUAACUUGUAACCUUCGGAAUAAGUGAAUUGAAAAAUAUCUCUCUGCAACUUUGAAGCUGCUCGGAUAAAUAUGUAACUAAACAAGGCGUGAAUGGGAUUUGUUAUUUUUGGAAUUUCAUACGGAAGGCUACUUGCUAGCUGCUGGUGCAUACAACGGCAUACGCAAUCAAGCAAGAUUUUGAAGAGCCUUCCUCAAAUCUUUGCAUCAUUGCAUGUCAAAUUACAGCCUCACUAGGCAAUAGAAGUUCUAUGAUCUUUUAUUCAAUUAAUCGUGGACUUCUUUUUCCCUGUUUUUGGGUACUUCAAAAGGAUGUAAUAUAGACAGUGCGCAGUUCUAUUUUCAGGUUUUUGGAACUAUACAAGUAGACAUCAGAAAUGUAAGAGUUAUCUUGUGGCUCUAACCUUUUUCAGCUCUAAUACAAUAUCAGGUGGUGGGGUUUACUGGAA